GAACCCCACCGCCACCGGCGUUGCGCGCCUGCUUUGCUACCCCCUAUAUAUUACUCCUAGGUCUCUCUCUCGAGACACGCACCCCUGCUUACUUAACACCCCAGCGCUGGUGCCUUGCCCUGUGGUCCUCGCUCCGUCCUUAAUCCACUUCUCCUGCUGCCUGCCCAGCACCACACCACACCAUCCCGUCUCCUCUCCCCGGCCAGCCUCCCUCUCUCUUUCUCUGUCCUCAGUCCUCCUCUCACGCUUGACAAGGAGAGAGAAAGGUGUAGCAGCAGCUAGCUGAUCCGGCCGGGAGCGCAGGCAAAGGAUGGAGGAAUACGACGGGCUCUUUCCUUCCGCCUACGUGGACUCCUCCUCAUCCCUCCUGGUGCCCAACGGCACGGCGCAGGGGGAGAGGCCGAGAGCGCGGCGCAGGAGGCGUCGAGCACCGAGGUGCGGCGGCGGCGGCGACCUGGACGGGGGAGGGGACCCCAAGAAGCGGCGGCUGAGCGACGAGCAGGUAGAGAUGCUGGAACUGAGCUUCCGGGAGGAGCGGAAGCUGGAGACCGGCCGGAAGGUGCACCUGGCCGCCGAGCUCGGCCUCGACCCCAAGCAGGUCGCCGUCUGGUUCCAGAACCGCCGCGCCCGCCACAAGAGCAAGCUGCUCGAGGAGGAGUUCGCCAAGCUCAAGCAGGCACACGACGCCGCCAUCCUCCACAAAUGCCACCUUGAGAACGAGGUGAUGAGGCUGAAGGAGAGGCUGGUGCUCGCCGAGGAGGAGCUGACGCGUUUCAGAUCCGCGGGGAGCCACGCCGUCUCCGGUGACGGCGGAGACAUCAUGGGCCGUGCCGUCUGCAGCGGGAGCCCGAGCUCAUCGUUCUCGACAGGCACCUGCCACCAGCCGGGCGUCGACGUCGGCGGCGGCGAUCACCUGGGGGACGACGACCAGCUGCUCUACGUUCCUGACUAUGCCUACGCUGACAACAGCGUGGUCGAGUGGUUUAGCCUGUAUGGACUGAUGUAAGCGAAGUGAUCAUCAGUGAUCGAUGGUAUGCCAUCGAUCGGCAGAUUCAUUCUAGCAGCUAGCUACUCAUCGUAGUGUGUCAUUGCUGUGCUGAAUUGCUGAUUUCUAAGUGCGUGUGCUUAAUCAUAUGUACAUAAAUCAAGUUGUUAAUUAGUGGCAAAAUAUAGCCAGCUACCAGCAACUAGUACUUGAAUUCAGAUGUCUGUUACUAUACUGCGUGCUACCCA
Sorghum bicolor (sorghum) is the source of this 1233-nucleotide messenger RNA. RefSeq names its product homeobox-leucine zipper protein HOX14. Bases 311 to 1006 code for a protein of 231 amino acids. Gene Ontology annotation, biological process: positive regulation of DNA-templated transcription. Gene Ontology annotation, cellular component: nucleus. The record is from RefSeq and is a predicted model, not a curated record. NCBI's taxonomy places the organism in Eukaryota, Viridiplantae, Streptophyta, Magnoliopsida, Poales, Poaceae. The transcript is spliced from 3 exons. Gene Ontology annotation, molecular function: sequence-specific DNA binding; DNA-binding transcription factor activity, RNA polymerase II-specific.